AUGGCAGAUCACGAGGACAAAGAGCCCGGCCGAGGUUCCAUCUCCGUCUCCCGGUCGUCAAGUCAUGUCGGUGACCACGAUGCCAUUGAUCCGCUUAGCGGAGUCAAGCGUGGUCUCAAGACUCGUCAUUUGUCCAUGAUGGCACUCGCGGGAAUCAUUGGCCCGGGCUUGCUGAUUGGGUCUGGAGGUGCUCUCGCCAACGGUGGCCCAGCCGCUCUCCUGAUCGGCUUUGGCGUGAUUGGCAUCAUUGCAUUCAGCAUCAUGCAAUCACUCGGCGAGCUGACCACACUCUAUCCCAGCGGCGGCGCGUUCACCAGCCUGGCGGAUCGGUUCGUAGAUCCGGCGUUCGGCUGUGCAGUGGGCUGGAACUACUUUGUGAUCUGGGUGGCGGUGCUGGCCAACGAAUACAACGUGCUGUCGUCCAUCUUUGUGUUCUGGAGCGACAAAGUGCCGCUGUGGGGGUACUUCCUGAUCUUCUGGUUCGUGUUCCUGGGCUUCCAACUGCUCGGGGUCCGGACGUUCGGCGAGGCCGAGUUCUGGCUGGCUCUGGUGAAGCUGCUGGGCUUGACGGCCUACUUCAUCUUCAGCAUCGUCUAUGCUUCGGGCGGCCUGAUCGGCCAACACGGCGCCCUGGGCUUCCGAUACUGGCACCACCCGGGCGCCUUCUCGCAUGGCUUCCGCGGCGUCGCGUCCGUCUUCGUCUUCUGUUCGACCUUCUAUGCCGGGUGCGAGUCGAUCGCGGUCGCGGCCACGGAGACGCGCAACCCCAAAGUCGCCGUUCCGCGCGCCAUCCGCCAGGUGUUUUGGCGCAUCAUCUUCGUCUACAUGGGCUCAGCCUUCUUCUUCGGCCUGACCUGUCCGGCCAAUGCCGACUCGCUGGUUAACGGGUCGGCGCGGGCGCUCAAGUCGCCCAUGACCAUCGCGAUCCAGAACGCCGGGUGGGAAGGAGGCGUGCAUCUGAUCAACGCGUUCAUCCUGAUCACUUGUCUGUCGGCCGUCAACAGCUCCAUCUACAUCGGCUCGCGCACCGUGCUGUUCAUGGCCCAGGAGAGGAAGGCGCCCAAGAUCCUGGGCUACACCGACGCGCGUGGUGUGCCCGUGUUCGCGAUAAUCUUCACCAACCUGUUCGGCGCCCUGGCCAUGAUGAACGUCUCGACGGGCGCGGGAAAGGCUUACGGCUACAUUGUCAACCUGUCCGGUGUCAGCACCUUUCUCGUCUGGGGUGCCAUCUCCUUCGUCCACAUUCGAUUCCGCCGUGCCUGGGCCGCCCAAGGCCGCCACGCGCGCGACCUCCCAUUCAAAUCGCUCGCCUAUCCUUGGAACGCCUAUUUCGGCCUGGCCGCAAACCUGUUCCUCGCCUUGGUCCAGGGUUGGACCACCCUCAGCCCUUUCAACGCGGGAAACUUCGUCGAUGCCUAUAUCCUGCUACCGCUCUUCCCUAUCAUCUACUUUGGGUACAAAUUCGUCUUCAAAACCAGGUAUUGGCGUCUGUCGGAAAUCGACUUGGACGCCGGGAGGAGGAAAGACCUGGACGCGGCGGAGGUGGAAGCCGACGAAGACGCCAUUGUUGACGACUAUGACCGACCUGUGCCAAAGAAACCAUUCUGGAAACGGGUGGCGGAAAACUUUUAG
Capronia epimyces CBS 606.96 is the source of this 1632-nucleotide messenger RNA. RefSeq lists its product as uncharacterized. The transcript has 2 exons. Gene Ontology annotation, cellular component: membrane. Gene Ontology annotation, biological process: amino acid transmembrane transport. NCBI's taxonomy places the organism in Eukaryota, Fungi, Ascomycota, Eurotiomycetes, Chaetothyriales, Herpotrichiellaceae. Bases 1 to 1632 code for a protein of 543 amino acids. Gene Ontology annotation, molecular function: amino acid transmembrane transporter activity. The record is from RefSeq and is a predicted model, not a curated record.